Molecule: messenger RNA, 1657 nt
Organism: Cucurbita pepo subsp. pepo (vegetable marrow)
Lineage: Eukaryota; Viridiplantae; Streptophyta; Magnoliopsida; Cucurbitales; Cucurbitaceae
Gene: CRT1A
Product: calreticulin 1a
Biological process (GO): protein folding; ERAD pathway
Cellular component (GO): endoplasmic reticulum membrane; endoplasmic reticulum
Molecular function (GO): calcium ion binding
Source: RefSeq, a predicted model, not a curated record
UUCGCAAUUCCGUUUCUCUUUUGACUCUCUCUCUCUCUCUCUCUCUCUCUCUCUCUCUCAGUAAGCUUUGAACCUUAGCCAUGGCGUUUAGGGUUCGAAACCCUAAUUUACUUUCCUUGAUCCUUCUAUCUCUCGUUGCCAUCGCUUCGGCAAAGGUGUUUUUCGAGGAGCGCUUUGAUGAUGGAUGGGAGAAUAGAUGGGUUAAAUCUGAGUGGAAAAAAGACGAAAGUUUAGCUGGAGAAUGGAACUACACCUCCGGAAAAUGGCACGGAGAUGCUAAUGACAAAGGUAUCCAAACUAGCGAAGACUACAGAUUCUACGCUAUUUCAGCCGAGUUCCCUGAAUUCAGCAACAAAGAUAACAUUCUUGUUUUCCAAUUUUCCGUCAAGCACGAACAGAAGCUUGAUUGUGGUGGUGGUUACAUGAAGUUACUCAGUGGUGAUGUUGACCAGAAGAAAUUCGGUGGUGAAACUCCGUACAGCAUCAUGUUUGGCCCAGAUAUCUGUGGCUACAGUACCAAAAAAGUGCACGCUAUCCUUAACUAUAACGACACUAAUCACUUGAUCAAGAAGGAAGUUCCCUGUGAGACUGACCAACUCACUCAUGUUUACACUUUCAUCAUUCGUCCUGAUGCAACUUACAGCAUCCUCAUCGAUAAUGUCGAGAAGCAAACUGGUAGUUUGUACAGUGAUUGGAGCCUCCUCCCAUCAAAGAAGAUCAAGGAUCCCGAAGCUAAGAAGCCUGAGGAUUGGGAUGACAAAGAAUACAUUCCUGAUCCAGAAGACAAGAAGCCAGAGGGGUAUGAUGACAUCGCAAAGGAGAUAACUGAUCCUGAAGCCACUAAGCCCCAAGAUUGGGAUGAUGAGGAAGAUGGUGAAUGGGUGGCCCCAACCAUUCCCAACCCCGAUUACAAAGGCCCAUGGGAGCCUAAGAAAAUUAAGAACCCUAACUACAAGGGAAAAUGGAAGGCACCAAUGAUUGACAACCCAGACUUCAAGGAUGACCCUGACCUCUACGUUUACCCCAAAUUGAAAUAUGUUGGUAUUGAGUUGUGGCAGGUGAAAUCCGGCACCUUGUUUGACAACGUCUUGAUUACCGAUGAUCCGGAAUACGCUAAGAAGGUUGCUGAAGAGACAUGGGGCAAGAACAAGGAGGUCGAGAAAGCUGCAUUCGAUGAGGCGGAGAAGAAGAGAGAGGAGGAGGAAGCCAAGAAUGAUCCAAUUGACUCAGAUGCCGAGGAAGAAGAUGAAGACAAAUCAGACGAUGCAGACGACUCCGAUGCAGAGUUAGAUUCGGAGAAGGACGAUGCAGCCGACGACAAGGAGGAUGCCAAACAUGAUGAACUGUAAGGAGGAGGAGAACGUAUGGAGAGUUGGGUUGCAGAAAUUUUCCAUAUUCCCUCUUUGUUUUUGUUUUUGUUUUUAUUUUUUUUUAAAUUUCUAGUCGUAGAAAACAACAAAGUCUUGAUGCUUCAAUGCAUAAAGGACUAAUUUGGUGCUGCUUUGAGUUUCUUCAGUUUUUAAGUUUGAGCGAUUAGGAAGAGAAGAGAGAAGAAGAAUAGGACAAUUGGAUGAAUCAUGGGUUUCUGUGCUCUUGAGUUCUCUUGUAAGAAUUCAAUUCAUGAAAUUGAUUCAUAUUCUCUUUUUUUUACCACAAA